Athene cunicularia (burrowing owl) is the source of this 1240-nucleotide messenger RNA. Its product is annotated as rho guanine nucleotide exchange factor 11-like. Gene Ontology annotation, cellular component: cytoplasm. The transcript has 14 exons. The record is from RefSeq and is a predicted model, not a curated record. Gene Ontology annotation, biological process: G protein-coupled receptor signaling pathway. Gene Ontology annotation, molecular function: G protein-coupled receptor binding; guanyl-nucleotide exchange factor activity. The annotation marks the transcript as partial. NCBI's taxonomy places the organism in Eukaryota, Metazoa, Chordata, Aves, Strigiformes, Strigidae.
AUGCCUCGGGGCUCCCCUCAUGCGCCCAAAGCUUCAUCCCCUCGCUUCUACGAGGCGUACAGCCGAAACCCUGCCAGCGCCGUGGAGGAGCAGAUCGAGGGAGCGCGCCGGCGGGUCAGCCAGCUGCAGCUCAAAAUCCUUCAGGAAACUGGUGGCUCCCUGGAUUCGGGGCGUCUGUGCAGCGACUCCGGCUUGGCUGGGUUCAGGGUGGUGGAAGGACGCCUCUCCCUGGACUCGCAGGACGGUGACAGCGGGUUGGAGUCCGGGCCAGAGCGGUUCCCCUCUGUGAGCGAGAGCUCCCUGAACCGCAACUCCGUCCUCUCCGACCACGGCCUGGACAGCCCACGCACCUCCCCGGUCAUCAGCGCCCGCCUCUUCCAGCACCAUCGCCGCCAGGGCUCCGACACCCCCUUCCCCCCCGCUGCCGAGCAGGGGUUGGACCGGACAGGACGGCCGCUCAUCAUUGGGCCAGAGGAGGAUUAUGACCCGGGUUAUUUCAAUAACGAGUGUGACUCCCUUUUCCAGGACCUGGGCAAACUGAAAUCCCGGCCGGCGCAUCUGGGGGUUUUCCUGCGCUACAUCUUCUCCCAGGCAGACCCCAGCCCCCUGCUCUUCUACUUAUGCACGGACGUUUGCCAGCAGACGACAGCCAAGGAUUCCCGGGUCUUGGGGAAGGACAUCUGGAACAUCUUCUUGGACAGGAACGCGCCUCUCCGAGUGAAAGUGUCUGAGCAGCUCCUGGCUGAGAUCGAGACUCGCCUGCGGAAUGGAGAUGAUGUCCGAGCUGCCCUCUUUGAAGCUCAGGAGAUGGUGAUGCCCGAAAUCCAGGAGCAGAUCCAGGACUACAGAACAAAACGCACGAUGGGCCUGGGCAGUCUGUACGGGGAGAACGACCUCUUGGACCUGGAUGGGGACCCCCAGAAGGAGCGGCAAGUAGCCGAGAAGCAACUGGCCCAGCUGGGCGACAUCCUGUCAAAAUAUGAAGAGGACAGGAGCUCCCCCAUGGCCUUUGCCCUCAGCACAUAUAUGAACCACACAGGCAUCCGCAGCCGGGAGCCCCGGGCAGCCGGCACCAGCGAGAAGGCCCAGUCCCUCCCGGACAGGGACAAGUGGCUGCCCUUCUUCCCCAAGACCAAGAAGCAGAGCAGCAGCACGAAGAAGGACAAGGAUGCCAUGGAAGACAAAAAGCGCAACCCUAUUCUCAAGUACAUUGGGAAGCCCAAAAUCUCCUCCCAGAGCA